UCCAUAUACUUGUGUGUUUGGUGGAGUAUGAAUGAGUUUCAAAGGACUAACAAGACAUUCUGGUUGAUGGCAUUUCAUAAAUUUCACUGUCAAAAUUUGAUGAUGCGUGUACAUAAAUGUUGAAUCAAGAUUGAUUGUGAUGAAAGAUUUUCUCAUUUGUGCUGGUGAGAAUUAAUUAAUUAGAUUGUGAAAAUCAUGGUUGCAAAUAUGAUUGGCUAUGCUCUUGCAAAGUUGCAACUUGGAGGUCCAUACUUGUGUGUGUGGUGGAGUUUGAAUUAGUUUCAAUGAUGGCAUUUCAUAUAUUGAGACAAUCUGGGACAGCUGAUUUGUAUUUCACUAUCAAAAUUGGAUGCACAUCCAUAAAUGUUGAAUCAAAGAUGGAUGAUUGAUGAAGAGUGCCAAAUUGGGAUUCAACCACUCGUUUCUCAUGUUGACAAUGAAAUCAGGUAGGUUUACUUUCACGUGCUGGUUGUAAUGCGAAUAAAACAAUGGUUUGAUGAGAUUUAAGAAAAUCAUACACAAUCCAAUAGAAAAUGAUUUUCUUGUCAAAGUUUCUAAUCUGCACGGCUUCCAAUGGAAAAACAGAGUGAAAAUCGAGUAUCAUUGUCAUUUUAUAUAUAAUUAGUUGGCUGGGAUUGGAGGGUUUUAUUAUGGGUUUAAAGGAAAAUAACCCAAACAAAACAAAGUUAGGGGGGCACAAUUAGAGGUUUGGACCUGGGGAGGAACGACAGGUAGAGAGCAAAGCAGAGCCUAUAUGAGUGACAGAACAGACCUUAUUUUCUGGGUUCCUUUUGGAGAGAAACUUCUUCGUACUUUCAUUUCUGACAUUAGGGGUGUUACAGUUUUCCUCUAGCACUCAUUCAUUAAGUUGCGAAAACAAUAUAUACACACAAAGACACAGAAGCUAGCCCUGCUUCGUAUACGAACUGGGUUUUGGCUAGGACCUCUUCUUCACCUUUGAGAUUGAUCUCUUUUGAAGGAAUCAAAUGGCUCAAGUUGGAUUACCAUGGUGUGGUUUGAGGUGGAGUAUGGGAAUGGUUGUGGCUGGUUUUCUUGUUGUGGCUUUAGUGAUUGGUUCACUACAAGAAACAUUCCGACAAGAUGCUUCAACUUUCCAAUCUGGUUAUUUAAACAGUGCGCUAAGCUUUGUAUGGCGACCGGGUCGAUUGGGUUAUGUGGCUGUUUGGCCUGAAAUGGAAUUUGGUUGGAGAAUUGUGGUGGGAACAAUAAUUGGAUUCAUUGGAGCUGCGUUUGGGACUGUGGGAGGAGUAGGUGGGGGUGGCAUUUUUGUUCCUAUGCUCACUUUGAUUAUCGGGUUCGAUGAUAAAUCAUCAACAGCAUUAUCCAAGUGUAUGAUCACGGGUGGAGCAGCUGCAACUGUUUUUUACAACUUAAGAUUAAGGCAUCCUACUCUUAACUUGCCAAUCAUCGACUAUGACCUGGCGCUUCUUUUCCAACCGAUGCUUAUGCUUGGGAUUAGCAUUGGAGUUUGUUUGAAUGUAAUAUUUGCUGACUGGAUGAUUACAGUGUUGCUAAUCAUUAUUUUCUUAGGCACAUCAACUAAGGCCUUCUUCAAGGGAGUUGAGUCCUGGAAAAGAGAAACUAUACUGAAGAAGGAAGUUGCCAGACUAAUGCAGUCAAAUGGUAAUGGUAGUGAAGAAGUUGAAUACAGACCUUUACCUGGGGCUCGAACCAACGAUAGUCCAUCAGGAACAAAUGAGUCUAAAAGGAAAGAGGUUUCUAUUAUUGAGAAUAUUUGCUGGAAGGAACUUGGACUUCUGGUUGUUGUCUGGAUCUUAAUACUUGCGUUGCAGAUCGCUAAGUAUUAUACCACAACUUGUUCGGUAGCAUAUUGGGUAUUGAACCUCAUGCAGAUACCCGUGGCUUUUGGAGCGAGUUCAUACGAGGCUGUUAGACUGUACUAUGGACAAAGAGUGAUUUCAUCCCAGGAAGUAUCAAGCACAAAUUGGAAAGUGCACCAUCUUAUUCUUUAUUGUGGCUGCGGCAUAAUAGCUGGUAUAGUUGGUGGUUUGCUUGGACUUGGUGGAGGCUUCAUUCUGGGUCCUCUUUUUCUGGAGCUGGGAGUCCCACCUCAGGUGUCGAGUGCCACAGCUACAUUUGCCAUGACAUUUUCUGCAUCCUUGUCAGUUGUUGAAUACUACCUCCUCAAACGUUUUCCAGUUCCCUAUGCUCUCUACUUUGCUGCUGUGGCCAGCGUUUCAGCCCUCGUAGGGCAACAUGUGGUGAGAAAGGUUAUUAAAAUACUAGGGAGAGCGUCUAUAAUUAUCUUCAUUCUCGCUGCAACAAUCUUUGUCAGUGCAAUAUCACUAGGUGGGGUUGGCAUAGCGAAUAUGAUUGAAGAGAUUGAGAACAACGAGUAUAUGGGAUUUGAAGACAUGUGCACUUAACAGCUUUCCUUUUUCUUUUUCUUUUUCUUUUUUUCUUUUCUCAGAAUUGUAGAACUUCGAGUAUAGUAGGGACUGAAUGACAACUUUUUUGGACCAACUAAGCUGGUUCUACGGUUAAUCUAUAGACUACUUCAAGA
Molecule: messenger RNA, 2545 nt
Organism: Rosa rugosa (rugosa rose)
Lineage: Eukaryota; Viridiplantae; Streptophyta; Magnoliopsida; Rosales; Rosaceae
Product: sulfite exporter TauE/SafE family protein 3-like
Exons: 13
Coding region: 987-2408 (473 amino acids)
Biological process (GO): protein ubiquitination
Cellular component (GO): membrane; Cul4A-RING E3 ubiquitin ligase complex
Source: RefSeq, a predicted model, not a curated record